Molecule: messenger RNA, 2069 nt
Organism: Chenopodium quinoa (quinoa)
Lineage: Eukaryota; Viridiplantae; Streptophyta; Magnoliopsida; Caryophyllales; Amaranthaceae
Product: probable WRKY transcription factor 53
Exons: 3
Coding region: 435-1574 (379 amino acids)
Biological process (GO): regulation of DNA-templated transcription
Cellular component (GO): nucleus
Molecular function (GO): DNA-binding transcription factor activity; transcription cis-regulatory region binding
Source: RefSeq, a predicted model, not a curated record
CUCUUGAUCGAUCUAGCUAUUUACGUUAUGAGCAUGCUUCUUUAAUUAAGAUUCGAUCCCGGGAUCUCGCGAGAGGGUGGCACGACGACCCCCCCAAUUGUUGAAGAGCUAGCUAAAGCCAUUGCACAACUUGCAUUUGCUAGCUAGGCGCCAUUGAAAGAUUCAUCCAUAUCAUUAUCCUCAACUUGUGUUUAUUUACUAGUAUAAGUUUGCAACUUGUGUAGUUGACUCUCAUGUUGUCCCUUUUUUUCAUUUGUUUUUAAUGAUCUUAUCUUUCCAUUUUUGAAGCUAUAUAUAUAAGUUUACAAUAAUUAGUAUUUUGUGUUUUAGUUUUAGCUAGCAAGAAAAAUAUAUGAGGUAUAUAAAUAUAUUGAUUGAAUCAUAUAUAUGUUGGUUUUAUAGGGCUUAUUUUUGGUAAGAAAUAAAGAAAAAGAAUGGGGAGCAAUGUGAAUGAUUUGAGUCCAAAUAGUUUGGUGAAUGUGCUUGUUGAAGGGAGAGAUCUUACUAGGGAACUUCAGUUGGGUCUUGGCAACGAGACACACUCAUCUUCCAAUAAAGCAUAUGGAUUGAUGGCUAAAGACAUAUUGGCCAAAUUUGAAAGGUCAUUACAGAUCUUGCAAUAUGAUCCAAUGAACCAGUUUCAAUUUCAGCUGACAACUACUGCGACAAAUGACUCCCCUAAUUUCUUCAGUGGAAGCCCUAAAAGCCUAGAUUCUGACGGAGAGUUCAGAGAUCCAGCUGAAUACAAAGAUGACUCCAAAAAGAGAAGGGUUUCUCCUCGAAUUACACAAAGAGUGCAAGGUUCUACUAGCAGUGGGCUUGAAGGACCAAUUGAAGAUGGUUAUAAUUGGAGAAAAUAUGGACAAAAGGACAUUCUAGGAGCCAAUUUUCCAAGGGCAUAUUAUAGGUGUACUCAUAGAGUUUUCCAGGGGUGUUUGGCCACAAAGCAAGUGCAAAGAAGUGAUGAUGAUCCUAGCUUCUUUGAUGUCACUUAUCGGGGUAAACACACGUGUUCUCAGGCAGCUUCCUCCUCCUCCUCGUCCUCCCACCUUCAAAAUCCUACACCCAAAUCCGAACCUAUUGAAACCCUAAUCUACACUCCUCAUCAACAUCCACAUACUCAACAACAACCACAAAAAAUCAUAUGGGAUUUUAAAAGAGACAAUAAUAAUGUUGAAGACAUCAAACCUAUUAUUACCACUCAUAAUAAUAAUAUUAUCAACCUAAAAAAUAAAUGUCCUUCCUUUUCCUUCCCUUCAUCCUCUAAUCCAUUGCUACAUCAUGGUACUAAUAAUAACUUUGUUGGUCAAGGAAAUUUUCCUACAAAUUCAAGUACAUACACAACAUACCAAUCUUCUCAAAGUCUAUUAUUGAACCACAACUUCAAUGAUCAUAACAAUCAAAAUAAUAUUGAUGUUGAUCAUCCAUUACAAGGUGCUUUGAUUCAACAAAAUGGUGUCUAUCCAUCAUCUACCUCGGCUGCUAACUCCCCAACGAUUGCAUCGGAGCUUUCAUUUGAUAACCAAGGUGAAUUUGAUGAUGUUUUCAAUCUUGAAAACCCAAAUUAUUAUUAAUAGAACUUCGUAUUUGUUUAUGCACAUACAUUUUUCCAUGGACGACAAACAACAAUUAGUAGGCCGAGGUACGCUUUUUAAUUUGAGUAACGUAGCGAUGGAGUAGAUCGAAUGCAUUUGUUUUCUAGGUUUAGUUGAGUGAAUGAAAGGCCUCAAGAAAAAUUAGAUACUUCGUACUAGAUACUCCCUCCAUCUAGAAGUUUUUUAUUGUCUUUAUAUUGUGUAAUUUGAAGUAGUAACGUGACAAAUAGGUUUAGAUGGCGGUAGUAUUGGUAUAUGUGUCUACCUAUUUCCUUCAGUUUCAUGAUUUAAUUUCUAACAAUUUUGUUUAUGUGCCCACAUUUAUUUUUUUCCCCUUAUUUUUCAAUUCAAUAUUUGAUUAGAAAUGAUUUAUGUAUUCUUGCUCGGUAUGUAGUUCUUGUAAGUUGUAACACAAUAAUGAUUAUUAAAAAUUAAUUGGAAGUCGAAGGCUAUUUGUUGACCUAUUAUAUGUCU